AUGGCCCCCACGCUUUUCCAGAAGCUCUUCAGCAAGAGGAGUGGACUGGGCUCAUCCGGCCGGGACACCCGCGACCCGGAUUGCGCUUUCAGUUGGCCUUUGCCAGAGUUUGAUCCAAGCCAGAUUCGACUGAUUGUAUAUCAAGACUGUGAAAGACGAGGAAGAAAUGUCUUGUUUGACUCCAGUGUUAAGAGAAAAACUGAAGACUUAACAGUAUCGAAACUCUGUAGUGAUGCUCAAGUCAAAGUCUUUGGGAAGUGCUGCCAGUUGAAACCUGGGGGAGACAGUUCAUCUUCCUUGGAUAGUUCUAUGACUUCAUCUUCUGACAUGAAAGACCAGUGUCCUAAGUACCAGGGCGGGCUGCCCUCGGGCUCUGGCUUGGGGCGAGUCGUCACACCCCUCUUCCCGGGGCGGCCUGCUCUUGGCCCCCGUCUCGGGACGAGCCGUUGCGGCCCUCAGGGUCUUUCACAGUUCUGCAGCCCCAGGCGGGCAUUCUCUGAGCAGGGUCCGCUCCGCCUGAUCAGGAGCGCCUCUUUCUUUGCAGUUCACAGCAAUCCAAUGGACAUGCCCGGAAGAGAGCUGAAUGAGGACAGAGACAGUGGCAUAGCACGCUCUGCAUCUCUAAGCAGUUUGCUUAUCACUCCAUUUCCCUCUCCAAAUUCUUCACUUACUCGAAGUUGUGCCAGUAGCUAUCAACGACGUUGGCGACGCAGCCAAACUACAAGCUUGGAGAAUGGGGUAUUUCCUAGAUGGUCCAUAGAAGAAAGCUUUAAUCUGUCAGAUGAAAGCUGUGGCCCUAACCCAGGAAUUGUGAGGAAAAAGAAGAUUGCAAUUGGAAUAAUCUUUUCAUUAUCUAAAGAUGAAGAUGAAAAUAGCAAAUUUCAUGAAUUAUUUUUUUCACAUUUUCCUCUUUUUGAAAGCCACAUGAAUAAAUUAAAGAGUGCAAUAGAACAGGCUAUGAAAAUGAGCCGGAGAUCGGCUGAUGCCAGUCAGAGGAGUUUGGCAUAUAAUCGAAUUGUUGAUGCCCUACAUGAAUUCAGAACAGCAAUUUGUAAUCUCUACACAAUGCCAAGGAUUGGAGAGCCUGUCUGGCUUACAAUGAUGUCGGGAACUCCAGGAAAGAACCAGCUUUGUCAUCGUUUUAUGAAAGAGUUCACUUUUCUAAUGGAAAAUGCUGCAAAAAAUCAAUUCUUGCCUGCUCUCAUUACCGCAGUUCUGACCAAUCAUCUUGCCUGGGUGCCAACAGUCAUGCCAAAUGGACAGCCACCUAUAAAAAUAUUUCUAGAAAAACAUUCCUCUCAGAGUGUGGACAUGUUGGCAAAGACUCAUCCAUAUAACCCACUUUGGGCACAACUAGGAGACUUGUAUGGUGCCAUUGGAUCACCUGUUCGAUUAGCAAGAACUGUGGUAGUUGGCAAAAGACAAGACAUGGUCCAGAGGCUUCUUUAUUUUCUUACUUAUUUCAUAAGAUGCUCUGAACUUCAAGAAACCCAUCUUUUAGAAAAUGGAGAAGAUGAAGCCAUUGUUAUGCCAGGCACAGUAAUAACUACCACUUUAGAGAAAGGUGAAAUAGAAGAAUCUGAAUAUGUGCUUAUCACAAUGCAUAAAAACAAAAGCAGUUUGCUCUUUAAAGAGCCAGAAGAAAUAAGAACUCCUAAUUGUAACUGUAAAUAUUGCAGUCGUCCACUCCUUGGGCAAAAUACAGAAAAUGGUUCACAACAAGAGAGGGAAGAUACUCAAAAUAGCUCUAACAAAUUGCUGGAAAUGUCAAAUGAGGGCCGGAAGAUUUCUCCUUCUGACUGCCAUGAAGAAAAUGCUUUUGAUUUUAAACAGUACAGAGAUAAAUUAAGAACUUGUCUUGAUACCAAGUUAGAAACCAUUGUUUGCACAGGUUCUACUCCUGCUUUGGUAGACAAAUGUGCAUUGUCAGAAUCAGGCUUAGAACCAGCAGAGAAAACAUGGCAACAUGAGGAAUUACUGGAUUCAGAUAACCACACAGGCAAAUUGAUGAGAUCCGCAGGACUGACUGUGGAAAAAAAACCUCCAGAUAAGCUUGUGCCAGCUGCAUUUUCUUGUGACGCAAGCCAGACAAAGGUUACCUUCCUGAUUGGGGAUUCCAUGUCUCCUGAUUCGGAUACUGAACUCCGGAGUCAGGCAGUGAUGGAUCAGAUCUCCAGGUAUCAUACCAGACUGCUGAAGGAAGAAGCAGCAGCUACUGAUAUGCAUCAAGAAACUAAACAAAUAACUCAGGACCAAUCUGGAGAAUCUAGUAUACAAAAUAGAGUUUCUGGAGAGGCCUGUGCACUGCCUUGUUGGAAUCAUUCGGAUCCAGAAAGUAUAAGUUUAUUUGAUGAAUAUUUUAAUGAUGAUUCCAUUGAAACAAGGACUAUUGAUGAUAUUCCAGUUAAAACAAGCACAGGCAGUAAAGAACACUGUUGUAUGUUGGAAUUUUCAAAACAAUUGUGUACAAAAAAUGGCAAACAAAAUAAUGAAUUUUAUGAAUGUGUAAGUGGAGUUCACCAGGAUGCAUGUAAAACCUGCUUUCCUCAGCAGGACCAAAGACCUAUGCUCUCCAUUCUUGUCCCCCAUGGGGAUAAAGAGAGUGCAGAGAAAAAAAAUGCUGUAGGAAAUGACUGGGACAUUCCAAGAAAUGAAAGUUCAGAUAGUGCCCUUGGUGAUAGUGAAAGUGAAGACACAGGCCAUGAUAUAACCAGACAAGCCAGCAAUUAUUAUGGGGGAGAGCAUGAAGAUUGGACAGAAGAGGAUGAGAUACCUUUUCCUGGGUCAAAGUUAAUUGAAGUGAGUUCUCUUCAACCCAAUAUUGCCAACUUUGGGAGGUCCUUGCUGGGUGGCUAUUGUUCAUCUUAUGUGCCUGACUUUGUUCUUCAAGGAAUUGGGAAUGAUGAGAGGCUUCGCCAGUGUCUUAUGUCAGAUUUGAACCAUGCUGUGCAGCAUCCAGUGUUAGAUGAACCAAUAGCCGAAGCUGUCUGUAUCAUAGCAGAUAUGGAUAAAUGGACUGUCCAAGUGGCCAGUAGCCAGAGACGAAUGACGGAUAAUAAAUUGGGAAAGGAAGUGUUAGUUUCCAGUCUUGUUUCCAACCUGCUUCAUUCCACUCUCCAGCUUUAUAAACAUAACCUGUCUCCAAAUUUUUGUGUUAUGCAUCUUGAAGAUCGAUUGCAGGAACUAUACUUCAAGAGCAAGAUGCUGUCUGAGUACCUGAGAGGACAGAUGAGAGUUCACGUCAAGGAGCUGGGAGUGGUUCUGGGGAUUGAAUCCAGUGAUCUUCCUCUUCUGGCUGCAGUAGCAAGCACACACUCUCCAUAUGUAGCCCAAAUACUGCUUUAA
Molecule: messenger RNA, 3345 nt
Organism: Elephantulus edwardii (Cape elephant shrew)
Lineage: Eukaryota; Metazoa; Chordata; Mammalia; Macroscelidea; Macroscelididae
Gene: FNIP1
Product: folliculin interacting protein 1
Exons: 16
Coding region: 1-3345 (1114 amino acids)
Cellular component (GO): cytoplasm
Molecular function (GO): protein-folding chaperone binding; ATPase inhibitor activity
Source: RefSeq, a predicted model, not a curated record